CUCGCUUUCGUUUAGGUACACAUGUUUGCGAAAAUUUCGACAUGAGUGUUCCAGCUUUUAUCGAUGCAGGCGAAGUUGAGCAGAUUCUUGAGCUGAGAAGCUUUCUAAAAUCCCUUGGCGCAGAAAUAUCGGAGGAGAACUCAGAACGAGGCUUGGUGACUGAUCUUCUCCACGUCAUAGAAGCGGCAAAUAUUUGUUGGAAGGAGUCCGCCGAUAAUGACCACCUUGAGUGUGUCUUCAACAGUAUCAUCUCGCUAAUCCUGAUUGUGCCUCAAGAAAAAAGUGAGAAUGUCGUCGUGUCAUUUUGUGAAAAAGUUGCGAAAGCGCCGCCUGGGGACAAAAGGGCCACUGUUAGGAUACGAUUGCUGAACCAUCUUUUCCAUGGUUUGGAUGAGCGAUCGUCCCAUCGGUAUCUGGUGUACUAUCAUUUGGUCCGAUUGGCCGGCCAGGUGCAGUGUAUAGACUAUAUCACUACAGAUCUAAGACAGUUGAAAACUUGGAUUGGUCAGUGGGAGAUCAGCAGUCAGAAAUACCAGACUUUACUGAGGGCACUUUAUGAUGCAUUUGUAGCUGCAAAACAGAGCGAACAGUCCACCAAAGUGAUGAUAGAACUCUUAGGAACAUACACUGAAGAAAAUGCUUCGCAGGCCAGAGAUGAUGCGCAUAAAUGCAUUGUGACCUGUUUAGGAGACCCAAGCACUUUCCUACUCGACCAUUUACUCACUUUGAAACCGGUCAAGUUUUUAGAAGGAGAACUUAUUCAUGAUCUGCUGACAAUAUUUGUAUCCGGUAACUUAGACGGCUAUAUGAAGUUCUACAAUAGCAACACGGACUACGUUAACACACUAGGUUUAUCUCACGAUGAUAACAUGCAGAAGAUGCGGCUGCUGACAUUCAUGCAGAUGGCAGAAAAUAAGAAAGAAAUCGACUUUGAGACCAUUCAGAAGGAGAUGAAGUUGGCUCCAAAUGAGGUGGAGGCAUUCAUCAUUGAUGUGGUCAGGACAAAAGCAGUUCGUUGUAAAAUCGAACAGCGCGAGAAAAGGAUUGUCAUCAGCUCGACAACGCACCGCACAUUUCAAAAGCAGCAGUGGCAACUUCUACGCGAUAAUUUCAUCACUUGGCGAGAGAAUCUGACCAAUAUUUGUGCCAGUCUAGCGGCUAUUACCCCGGCUUUAGACCCUGGCAAGCCACCAGCCUAUUAAAGGGACACUGUUGCCACGUUUUUCGACCCUGUUGUCUCAGUUUGACACUGGGGUCUUUGAUCAAUGCUGCAGGAAGUUCGGCUAGGAUUUUUUGUUUGGGAAUGGGGAAAAUCAUCAUUUGGCCAGGCCAGUUAAAUUGUUGUUAAAUUGGAAAAUAUUCAACUCAAUCUCUGAUUUUUACAAAAGAAUCUGAUAAACUUGUUGACUGGCAAACUGAAAAAUCAGGGAAUGUUUCUGUCCUUCAUCUAACAUCAGACCAAUUCAUUUGAAUGUUUGAUUUGUUUAAUCUAUGGUAUGGAGUUUCUAAAUAUGGUCCUUACCAAAAUAUGGCAAACACCAAGCAUGCUGAUAUUCAUAUUUUCCAGUUUAUAACCUGCAAUGAUAACUGGUCUGGCCAAACGAAAUUGGAAGUAAGAUAAUCAUUUACUCUACUGAAAUAUACAUAACUUGUUAAUGAAAUUUAUAUUUGUCAAGGUUGAUAUGAACAUACUAUUAAUACUUUUGUGGCCAGUUUCACAUGACGUGAUUUCCAAAGUGCUGGCUUCAUUGGUGCCCCAGAUCAAUUGGAAUAUUCCUCUGAUUGUAUGUGGCUCUGGAGGCCUGACUGACUUCUAUGUAUCCUUGGGCAAGAGGCAAACUACUUGAUGAUGCAAGCCAGUCAUAUUAUGCAAGUUGGUUGGCCUUGGUAUAACGUUUUUAAUCAUUCUUACCUUCUCCACGUAGCCCUUUGCAAAAUAUCAAUAUCUAAUAUUUCCCUAUUUUCAUGUAGGCCUACAU
This is a messenger RNA of Lineus longissimus, 1979 nucleotides long. Its product is annotated as eukaryotic translation initiation factor 3 subunit M-like. The transcript is spliced from 10 exons. Gene Ontology annotation, cellular component: eukaryotic translation initiation factor 3 complex; cytoplasm. Bases 42 to 1202 code for a protein of 386 amino acids. Gene Ontology annotation, biological process: cytoplasmic translational initiation. Gene Ontology annotation, molecular function: translation initiation factor activity. The record is from RefSeq and is a predicted model, not a curated record. NCBI's taxonomy places the organism in Eukaryota, Metazoa, Nemertea, Pilidiophora, Heteronemertea, Lineidae.